AAGGGGAAAAUAAAAACAAGAGAAAAGAAACGGAAGAAAAUCCAUCUCACAAGAUUCGAGGAACGAGCUUAAUAGCCAAUCGGAGACCGCUAUUUGUAACAGUAUUUGUCCCAUUUCAAGCCACUUGCCAAACAACCCCUUAACCGUCCUCGUCUGCGCCUCUGCAACAAACAGGUUCAUCUCUUUCUUGCAUUGCAUGUGCCAUUUAAUUGGAUCUGAUUCUUAGUAUCUGUUAUUAUCGCUUCGACAUAUAAUCUAAGCUAACUUUGUACAAUCAUUAAUUGAUCCUCAGUUACAAAUAUAACAACCACCACCCACCCAAUCAUUAACUCAUGCCUUCCCUCCCUCUGCAACUUUAUAAACACCAAAACUUUAACAAGAACCGAGACAUCAAAAUGGAAGCCAAUCCCUAGAUUCCUCGAUUCUCUAACUAUAUCCUUUCUCUAUCCUUUACACGCCAUCGCCUCUAUAUAAGCUUAUUCUGCCAACUUCCAAUUUCGCAAUUCCAGGCCCUAGGGUUCCAAUUUCUAUUGCAGCUCUAGGGUUUGGUAUUAGGGAUGGAUUUUCAAUUGGUAAAAAUGGGCAUGAAUUUAUCCCAGAGAAGAAAGAAAUGGCUCAUUUGUCUUGCCCUGUUUGGUGUCUCUGGUUACGGAGCUUAUAAAGUAUACAAUUUCCCUUCCGUGGUCAAGAAAAGGAGGAGAUUGAUGAGGCUUAUUCGAGCCCUAAUUUCUAUUGCUGAACUGGUGUCCGAAUCUGCUGAUACGAUUGGCAUUGUUUCCAGGGACUUAAACGUGUUUCUGCGGUCCGAUUCUGAUGAAAUCCCAAAUAGCUUGAAGCAACUUUCUAAGAUCGCUAAAUCAGAUGAGUUUUCUGAGUCGUUGACUAGGGUUUCUCAGGCUUUGACGAUUGGGAUUAGCAGAGGGUGUAAAUUGGAGUCAAAUGCUAAUCAAUCGGCUUCAGGUUCAACGAAUUCGGAUUUUACUGAUAAGGUGAUGGAUAAGUUGUUCUCUAAUGCAGGGACUGGAUUUGUUUCUGUUGUUGUAGGUAGUUUUGCGAGGAGUUUGGUUUUGGGGUUUUAUUCUGUUGCUGGCGCUGGUGUAGAUCAAAAUAGGUCGAGCUUCUCUGAUGUGUCUAAAUGGGUUAAUGUGGUUUGUGAUGAUUGUUGUAAGGAGCUUAUAGCUGAUUGUAUUCAGAAGUUUGUGAGCACUGCAGUUGCUGUUUAUCUCGAUAAAACAAUGGAUAUCAACACUUAUGAUGAAUUGUUCUCUGGUUUGACCAAUCCGAAGCAUCAAAGCAAUGUGACGGACGUUCUGGUUUCUCUCUGUAAUGGUGCUGUAGAAACGCUUGUUAAAACAUCUCAUCAAGUGUUGACAAGUUCGAAUUUGAAAAAUCCAAAUUCAAAUUCCAGCACUUCGUGUUCUGUAAUUGAGCAGGAAGGCUCGUGUGCAACCAGAGAUGAUUCUCUUGUGCAAGAAGUAUGUUUGAAAGAUGGAAACUCACUUGAUGGGGUUCAAAAUGGUGGAUGGGUUGGUAAGGUUUCAUCUGCAUUGUCUGUGCCGAGCAAUAGGAAGUUUGUACUAGAUGUAACUGGGAGGGUGACUUUUGAAACAAUAAGGUCUGUGAUAGAGGUGUUAUUGUGGAAGAUAUCAGAUGGUUUGAAAAGAAGUCUUAACGUGGUUCAUGAAGAGGUUGUGGACAGGGGACUUGAAGUUAUUAGAUAUUUUGGGGCAAAGUCAUCUGUUCUUGUUACUCUAUGUCUCGCCUUGUAUUUUUAUGUUCUAGGUGGCAGUAGGGUUCUCUUAGCUGCAUAAAUUGAUGGUCCUGUCCUCGCUCACAAACCAGUUCUAGUCAUCCAAAUAGGGAUGUUUUGCUUGUAUAUCUUUUUACCUUAAUGCAAUAUUGAGCUCAGUAUCUAGUUUUGAUGGUUAGGCUGAGUUUAGCUUCAGU
Messenger RNA from Jatropha curcas, 1947 nucleotides. RefSeq names its product Carbohydrate-binding protein (gene CF9). Lineage: Eukaryota; Viridiplantae; Streptophyta; Magnoliopsida; Malpighiales; Euphorbiaceae. The record is from RefSeq and is a predicted model, not a curated record.